This is a messenger RNA of Ceratosolen solmsi marchali, 890 nucleotides long. It is a transcript of the gene fln, whose product is annotated as flightin. The record is from RefSeq and is a predicted model, not a curated record. Bases 435 to 890 code for a protein of 151 amino acids. NCBI's taxonomy places the organism in Eukaryota, Metazoa, Arthropoda, Insecta, Hymenoptera, Agaonidae. The transcript is spliced from 3 exons.
CUCCAAUCUAUCUAAUGCAUCACAUAAAUAUCUCGAAUCUAAUUUGCAAUAUAUUGUCAGUCUCCUUCUAAAAGAAAUCACGGCAAUUCUGUCAUCACAAGUCUUUUAAGUUUGAUUAGCCAAAGUUUGAUACAUUUGACAUGGUCAGGGUUAAACUUGAUUUGCGGUAUAUAUGAGAAUGGGCUAUGACCUUUAACGUAAGAAAAAUACGCCAAGUAACUAAUCCCCCACUUAAAUAGUUUUGAGUGGAAAAAUUUAAGUAGGAGGUACUAAAGUAAAUGUAAGAUAAAUUGAAGGCUUGAUACUCUUUAAUAUAGAUCUCUUACAUAUUGAAAAUAAGGCCUCUGUAGGUGGUCAUUCCAAGACUAGAACUGGUCAGUGUAGGAGCAAAUAAAGUUUUGCACUGACCGUACCUAAGAUAAUAAGUUAGAAAUAUGUGGGACGAUGAAUCAUCUCCAUGGGAUACUGAAGAUCCUGGAGUAGAUGAAGGCAAUGAAACAAAAGAAAAUGGAAUCACUACUGAUACUACUUCCCUCGAGUCUUGGGAUUUUAAAAAGGCUAAUUUGCCCAAGGCCAAUAAGCCGCAAUAUACUCUUCAUUGGGUUCGACCACUUUAUCUCAAUUAUCAUUAUCUUUAUAAUUAUCGGCAAAAUUAUUAUAACGACGUUAUUGAUUGGAUGGAUAAAAGAAAUAAAGGAUGUUAUCGUGAGAUACCACGUGCUCAAGAAUGGGCUGAACGAGUUAUAAGAACUUAUAAUGAAAAGAAUAUUGAAAAAAGCUACAAACGCUCAUCAGAUAUGCGUUUGCUAAUGGAUUGUAAACCAGUAGCACGACAUUAUAGUUAUCAUACACGAGCUUAUUAUAGUCUCAAAUAUCAAAAAAUUCUUUAA